This is a messenger RNA of Dentiscutata erythropus, 408 nucleotides long. Lineage: Eukaryota; Fungi; Glomeromycota; Glomeromycetes; Diversisporales; Gigasporaceae. The record is from the annotation of a GenBank genome assembly.
AUGGGUAAGACUAAAAAUAGUUCAGGAAGUGCUGGCAAAGGCAAAGCUAACAAGAAAACUGCAGAUAAUGAUAAUGGGGAAUCAAAUUCCGGGAAGACUGGGAAACUAAAAGCAGCCAACAGUGUAAAGGUUAGACAUAUUUUAUGUGAGAAACACUCCAAGGUCAUGGAGGCCCUUGAAAAAUUAACUGUGGAUAACGUUCGAUUUGACAAGGCAAGUUCUAAAUCUGUGGCAGAGGAAUAUAGUGAAGAUAAAGCAAAGCAAGGAGGUAGUCUUGGAUGGAUGGUCCGUGGGUCAAUGGUAGGCGCAUUCCAAGAGGCUGCAUUCGCAUUACAACCAAGUUCAUUAGAUAAAAACGCAAUUUGGAUACCACAUAAUCAUGGUGGAAGACCGCAAAUAACGUCCUGA